ACCUCUUUAAAUGGCAUGGUCUUGGAAAUUCAGAUCUCACUUUCCCUUCUCUUUGGAGUUUCUGUAUCAAUGGAAGAACGCAAGCUUUUCUCUCUUUCUGAGGUCUCCCUCCACACCUCUAAGAAUGACUGUUGGUUGAUCAUAGGAGGCAAGGUUUACAACGUGACGGAGUUUUUGGAAGAACAUCCUGGAGGGGAUGAUGUUCUGAUACAAGCAUCAGCCAACGGAGAUGCUACCGAGGCUUUUGAAGAAGUGGGCCAUAGUUCGACGGCCACCGCGAUGAUGAGCGGCUACUUAAUUGGUGUUUUGGAGGGCUCUGAUUACCGUGAUGAUGUUGGUGGGCCCCACCAGGAACAACCAGAAGGGGGCUUUGUUACAGCGAAGACAGUACAAGAAAAGAGGCCUCCUUCAGCAUCUGCAGGCUUGCUGGAUUUCCUCGUACCUCUUCUCAUUGUUGCUAUAGCUCUCGGAGCUUGGUACUUCUACAACCGUAGCCAGAUUUAGGUCCUUUUUGAGAAAAAUGAUCACAUCCAUCCAUUUCCUUCCUGCCAACGUGUCACAAAUGCAGAAUAUCCCGUCCAUGCAAAAUGUGGGCCACUCUCAUGAUUAUAACUGGUAUAAAGAUCAGGCCGAUCCACCAAUAGAGCGGGACACAGUCAAAAUCAAUGGACAGCCGCUGGUUUGGCCCAGAGUAAUGGUGUGGACUGGCCUGAUUUUUCAAACCAGGUGCUUGUAGUGGUGUGACCCACCUUUUGCACGGAUUUGGCAUUCUACACGUUUGGCACGUUGGCAGGAAAGAACUGGUAUGCUGAAAUUCACAUACAGCCGCUUGUAUGUGAUCAUUUUUUUUUUGGAGUAGUAUCGCCAGUUUUUGGAGAGAGAGAGAGAGAGAGAGAGAGAGAGACGUAUAAAGGAUCUCAUCUCUGUAUUAAAAUUUGAAUUGAUAAAUAUAUAUUUGGAUUUCUAGACAGGAAUCCGUGCUAUGCGUGUGGAGGUUCCAAUCGUUCAUUAAGUGGGCUCCAUCUUGCAUGUAUGGUAAUCUUAUAAUCAGCCGUGCUUGCCGGAUUAAGAACUCUUUACUUAAAGCAUAUUGGAUGCGCAAUACAUGCAAAGGCGUGCAAUCAUCAAGUGAUCUACAAUGUGAAUUUAGACAUUUUUCU
Molecule: messenger RNA, 1160 nt
Organism: Magnolia sinica
Lineage: Eukaryota; Viridiplantae; Streptophyta; Magnoliopsida; Magnoliales; Magnoliaceae
Product: cytochrome b5-like
Exons: 3
Coding region: 16-504 (162 amino acids)
Cellular component (GO): intracellular membrane-bounded organelle; membrane
Molecular function (GO): heme binding
Source: RefSeq, a predicted model, not a curated record